AGAUCCCGGAGUGAAGUGAGCGCGGCGUCAAGAGCUCUGCAGUGACACCUACCUGUCAACCUCUCUUUCCAUCUCCACUGCAGGACACCCCGAGCGCAGGAUGUCUCCCGUGAAGGUCAGAAUGAGAAGGCUGUUUCUGUUGGUCACAGGAACGCUUCUUCUUGGAGUGAUCCUCUUCGCGAUCGACGACAGCGGUCUCGGCUCAGCGCUUGGACUCUCCGAAUAUGGCAAUAUGGAUGACUUGCUGGAAGACGAUUACUACGAGGGCAACGUAGAUGACACCGCGGGGGAGGUCGACUUCGAAGACGACAACAACCAGGACACCGUUGCCGAGACAGGGAACGCUGACGCAGGCGUGUCAGAGACCAACGGCGGGGAGGCCGCUGGGAAUGACCGAGUCGCCGAGGUCACCGAGGCCAAACAGGUCAACGAGGUAAAGAAUACGUUCAUAGGCGAGGUCAUCAAAGAACCUGAACCCAAGAAACCGUUCGCGAUGGAAACGUUCGGUGCCCCGCAAAGGGCGAGAGCCCAGCCCUUCGGACAGUGGCAGCCAGGAGGCAGAAGGAAGAGUGGUUUCGGUGCAGCUUUCGCCCCGAAGAAGGAGACGCCGUGCACUGUCCCGGCGCUGAAGAGCAUCCCGCAGUUCAUUCACCAAGUGUCCGACCUGGAGGCCAAGUGCGACGAGCUGAGGACUUUCGGGACAGCACCGCGAGGGAAGGAUUUGUGUUUGGACGAGAAGUACAGGAUCAAGUCCGGAAACUGUGUCGUCUUCUCCUUCGGCAUCAACUAUGACUGGAGCUUCGAGGACGACAUGGGAAAAUUCGGCUGCAUGGUAUACGCGUACGACCCCACCAUGGGAAAGACCGACCAUCAGCGAUCUGAAAAAAUUCACUUCUUCGCCACAGGCAUCUCGAACUACAAAGGAACUAAGCUGCUGCGAAUGAAUAACAGAGUAUUCAUGAGUCGGGUGGACCGAUUCGUCAACUUUCUACGGGCAGCAGGGUUGGAGGGAGAGGAGAUCGACGUGAUAAAACUGGAUACAGAAAUGUCACAAGUGGAUUUCCUGCAGGACUUGUUAUUCAAUUCGCGCCAUUUGCUGAAGAAAAUUAAACAAAUAGCCAUGACGGUGUAUACGGAUGUAGUAGAGAAGAGUCUCAGCCAAGGAGGUUUCUUCCAAAUUCUCUGGCCAUACCUCCAGAUGAUGAAGUGUGCGGGCUUCAAAGUCAUCAGCUCCAACAGAAGCCGAAGAGGUAGAGAGGUGGUCUGGGCUCAAGAUAAAGAAUGGUAGCAUGGCUUAUAAAACAGCCAAUAUUAUAUGCUUUUGUAAAAGUGUAGGUGAUGGAAGCCAUGUGUGAAGGAGUAAGUUUGGAGAAUAGGAAAGAUUUUGGAUGUAAUUUUGCUUCUGCAAAAAUAAAUGGCAGUCUCUUUA
Molecule: messenger RNA, 1429 nt
Organism: Penaeus vannamei (Pacific white shrimp)
Lineage: Eukaryota; Metazoa; Arthropoda; Malacostraca; Decapoda; Penaeidae
Source: RefSeq, a predicted model, not a curated record